Suillus bovinus is the source of this 608-nucleotide messenger RNA. RefSeq lists its product as uncharacterized. Bases 104 to 526 code for a protein of 140 amino acids. The transcript has 4 exons. Gene Ontology annotation, cellular component: mitochondrial inner membrane; mitochondrion. Gene Ontology annotation, biological process: mitochondrial respiratory chain complex IV assembly. Lineage: Eukaryota; Fungi; Basidiomycota; Agaricomycetes; Boletales; Suillaceae. The record is from RefSeq and is a predicted model, not a curated record.
UUUUUGGGCGGAACUAGCCGUGAGAAGUCUGCGGCUUCUGAAUCGGUCAGUAAGCCGAAGUAACUUCAAGUUGCCACCAUAGCAGUAAUAUUUAGCCUUCGUCAUGUCCUCUGAGUCUGAAGACAGGACGCAAGUUGCAUCAAGUCAACCUUCGGGAUCCCGCAGACCCGUCUAUAAGAUUGAAUCAACUGGUAACUUUUGGCAAGAUGUGGGAGAAGCUUUCAAGCGCAUAUCAAUAGCUGAUGAUUUUCAACGUCUAGGCGAGAUGCCAUGUGCUCGGAACAGCCUUAUGAGUGGUAUCGCCAGUGGCGUUGGAGUAGGAGUCAUCCGUAUCAUGGGUGCUGGGUUUCUCGUCGGAUCACAUUGGGCAGUAGGGACUUUUAUGGUUGUUUCGCUGGGCACGUGGACUGUCUGCCAGAGGAAUAUUGAACUAGAGCGACGUAAGCUCCAAAGGGUGGUUGAAGAAAUGCCGAAGCGCUUUAUCAAGCAGAAAGACAAAGCGACAGACGAAAACGGAGGAAGCUGACAAGGGCAGCGUUAACCCAUCUCGAACAGAUUUUCUCGAUACAGGACCCUAGCUGAUUCUACCAAAUGACCUCUCUCCAGUU